CCCAGCCAGACAACGUUGACAGUCAACGUAUCUCCCGGUGUGUGUGUCGAUGGGAGAGAUAAGCCGAGUCUGGUCUUACUAUUCACGUAUGGCAGGGCUAUUCAUAGUACUAGUAGCAGCCCCGAACUCAUGGCCACCCUCGCAUAAUUUCACCCAAUACACUCCCUCUCCAGGGCCAGUGGUCAGCUGGGCCCCCGUCAGUCCUUUGGGAUUCCCUGGGAAUCCCCGCCAUGACCCGUCACCCUGUCCAAGUUUUGGUGCGUCUGGCUACUUGCAGGGGAUUGAAGGUUUGAACAUUCCAGACCGGGCGUGGGAAGCAAAAAUAUAAAAGGACUGGGGCUUGGACAAUCUGACUAACAUCAUCAAAAAACUUUAACUUUUCUUUGUCCCAGUACUUGGUUGUAUCCUGAAAUGGUCUUGGAGAAAGAAAGAAAAGUCCGGUGAUUUUCCCACCGGUCAGGUGAGCGCACGUGGUCUAGUCUAG
Aspergillus neoniger CBS 115656 is the source of this 484-nucleotide messenger RNA. RefSeq lists its product as uncharacterized. The transcript has a single exon. Lineage: Eukaryota; Fungi; Ascomycota; Eurotiomycetes; Eurotiales; Aspergillaceae. Bases 50 to 328 code for a protein of 92 amino acids. The record is from RefSeq and is a predicted model, not a curated record.